Ornithodoros turicata is the source of this 1765-nucleotide messenger RNA. RefSeq names its product probable G-protein coupled receptor Mth-like 1. Gene Ontology annotation, cellular component: membrane. Bases 106 to 1335 code for a protein of 409 amino acids. The transcript has 2 exons. Gene Ontology annotation, molecular function: G protein-coupled receptor activity. The record is from RefSeq and is a predicted model, not a curated record. Gene Ontology annotation, biological process: G protein-coupled receptor signaling pathway; cell surface receptor signaling pathway. Lineage: Eukaryota; Metazoa; Arthropoda; Arachnida; Ixodida; Argasidae.
GUACGCUGCCUAUUAUACGCCGAACAAUACGGAGUUCGCGCCUUCGAAGAAGCCACACCAGAACUAGUAGGUGCGUCAUACUUCGAGUUCCUGUAUGACCCGUCGAUGACCGACAGCGGCUGCGACGAACAUGAAAUCAAAGUUCCAGGACUGAACUCUUGCCAACCGCUCCGCUGUCCGAAGGGUGCACGUUGGCAUCGAAGUGGCAAGUGCAUCGGACCAGGCGCCACUCGUAGCUGCCCGUGGGUCGUAUAUAAAAAGAAAUGGGUUACCAUUCUUCCAAAUCGCUCGCUAUAUCUAAACUUCAGCGGUGAAAUUUAUGGUCCCAGCGACUACGAGGCGGACAGCUGGAAAGGACACGUUCUCGUGUGUGUCUCGCACCCAGCGGCGGUCGUCCUUGAUCCAACACAGGAGGUUGUAACUGAAGUGUGUGUGGCUUUCAGUAUCUCUUGUUUGCUUCUCUUAAUAGCUGUUUACGUAUCCUUGCCGCAUCUCCGGGCUCGUGCAGCUGGACGUGCCAUACUCUGCACGUCGACGUCGCUAGUCCUGGCACAAGGGUUGUUCGUCGUAUUCGAUGACAUUCCUCCGCGCACUACGUCCUGCAAACUUGUGGCAGUCGCCCUACACUUCAGCUAUCUAGCUUCCUUUUUCUGGAGAAACGCUAUAGCGAUUGAUGUAUGUAGAUCUCUCGCAACGGACGUCUUUGAUCAUGGCAGCGAGCAUCUGUUCCUAUGGUACAGCGGGUACGCGUGGCUCUCCCCGGCGCUUCUGGUAGGAGCGGCUGUGUUGUUGGAUGUGUUCCUGGGGGACGCCGUACUAAGUCCGAACUACGGCAGCAGUGUGUGCUUUAUAUGUCGCCGGGCAAGUUUGUUUGUCUUCUUCUUGGCCCCUGUAGCUACAUUACUCGUGGCCAACACAGUUCUUCUCAUCGUAACGGCACGGUCACUACGAUCUUCCAGCCUCGCUACCGCAGCCAACCGUGGAGAUGGCCCGGGAAUCUCGUUCCUAUUGUACGUGAAAUUAGUCGUAGCGUUUGGUCUGACUUGGAUACUUGGAUUCGUGGCUACUCUGACUUCGAUAAGGUGGGUCUGGUAUCCGUUCAUCGUCAUGACAGCACUACAAGGCGUUUACUUAUUUUUUGCGUUCGCGUGCAAGAAAGCCGUGAUCCGCGAUCUUCGAGAACGUUUUUGCCCAAGAAAGAGGGCGAAGAAAGCGGCACGGAAAACAUCCAGGCUCCCGACGGUUUCAACAGCAGUGCAUCCCUUAUUUGUGACACGCUCUGUUAGGAAGACAAACACGAGGGGACUGGAAGUCUCAACGAAUACCCAGUGCUAACUCCUGCGCAAGUGAGUGUGUGUGAAUUUCUCUUUUUUUUUUCUCCGGGUGAAGUUUUCCUUUUUUUGUUUUUUUUGAAGAGUAGCAAGCUAAAUAUUGACCUCUCUCAACACUUAAAAACAACAAGAACAACAAGCGACUAUCUUUCGAGAAUUGACUUGACGUCAGGCGACCCACUACUGUUAACGUGUGUGCUAGCCAUCUGGAACGUACUUCUUGAAUGAUCGUGUUAGCGCCUCGCAACUAUAAGGGGAACACUCACGGCCAUCGGGAUGGAACCACCCUCACAGUGUCCAACAGCGCCCACCUGGGCACCCCACUGCAAGCCCUGUGUGUGUUCUAGUUAUUUACUUUAUCUCAAGUUUGAUCCUUGUACCCUCGGUUCUUGUUGUAUGUCCUUGUCAAAAUAAAUCUUAAUUUGCAGGUUUGA